AUGGGCGUUCCACGACGAGCUGACAGCUUCGGCAACUAUCCUAGUCGUGCACGAAUACUUAUGGACCUUACUACCGCCGAAUCUGCCUCCGUGCAGGGUAUUGCGUUUCGAAUCCUCAGGACAGCUAAUGAAUCCAAUUCUGCUGUCUUAGACGCGGCUUUGGACGACCCGCAUCGUUUCAUUGAGAACAUUAGAGAUAGCGUGAACCUCGCGUCUGCUGAGCAAGCUGCUCCCCAACCACAUUCUCGGUCUUCAGAUGGUGACCAGCCAACCGAAAGCAGCCGCACUGAAAUCCUUAUGCGGCUUUUGAGAUCUGAGCCUACGGACAUUCGCGACCUCGCCCACGUCGUUCUGCUUUCUGCACAUAACAGCUAUGGUCCCCAUUCUCGGGUUGAGAUGGCUUUAGACAACCCUGAGGAAUUCAUCCUGGAAAUGAGAACUUUGGCCCACUUUGAUGAACAUUCGGGUGAGGGGAGAGCUAACGAUGAUUUACUGCAGCCUAUGAGCCAGAGCCCAAUGGGCGAGCCGGGCGCGAGCCACGGGGCGGAUAUACCUGAAACUCCGCGAGAACUGGACCCAGAGAUCUUCAAUAGUCUUCCGGAGGAUAUACGGGCGGAAUUCCUUGUUUCGCGACCCUCGCAGUCCUCCCGGCCAUCGUCGACCACCAAUGAGGUCCCUGCGGCAGUUGAGACUCUCUCUUCAGGCGACACCGUGGAAGAGGUCUCUUGGGCCCGGAUCUCAGAAUGGUUGCAAUCAAGAACAGUCCAGAGCGAGAGCCUUCUUUUCAGCUCCCAUGUUCGCAUAUUGUCGGACGACGCUGCCUUCAAAACUCUUUGGCACUACAUGGGGACCCGGCCUGACAGCGCGUCCGAAGUGCAAAACGAAUCCGAGGACGUAAAAGUGACCAACAUCGAGGUCUCGAGAUAUUACUGA
Diaporthe amygdali is the source of this 933-nucleotide messenger RNA. RefSeq lists its product as uncharacterized. The record is from RefSeq and is a predicted model, not a curated record. NCBI's taxonomy places the organism in Eukaryota, Fungi, Ascomycota, Sordariomycetes, Diaporthales, Diaporthaceae. The transcript has 4 exons. The coding region runs from base 1 to 933 and encodes 310 amino acids.